UCCGUUAGUGACGGUGAAGCGAGAGGAGGCGCACGCUGCUCUGCUCCGGGGCCGUUUCCUAAAAUUUGCUGGUUUCCCCCCCAAAUAACGAAAAUCUGUGUAGAGAGCUAACCACCCGUAGUCGUAAUAAUGGCCGAAGGAGACAAUAAAAGUGCCAACAUCCUUGCCCAGGAAACAGCCCAACUGGAGGAGCAGCUGCAGGGCUGGGGGGAGGUGAUUCUGGCUGGGGACCAGGUGCUGCGGUGGGAGAAGGCCUGGUUCCCUGGGGCUGUGAUGGCCGCCACAACCAUGCUGUUCAUGCUGAUUUAUUACUUGGACCCAUCUGUACUGACUGGGCUCUCCUGCACAGUUAUGCUGUUAUGCCUGGCGGACUACUUGGUGCCCAUCCUUGCUCCACGCGUCUUCGGCUCCAACAAGUGGACCACUGAGCAGCAGCAGCGUUUCCAUGAAAUCUGUGGCAACCUGGUGAAGACCCAGCGCAGAAUGUUUGGCUGGUGGAAGCGCCUCUUUGCCCUCAAGGAGGAGAAGCCCAAAAUGUAUUUUGCCUCAGUGAUCAGCAGCCUGCUGGCAGUGGCCUGGAUUGGACAGCAGGUGCACAACCUGUUCCUCACUUACUUAAUUGUGAGUUUCCUGUUGCUCCUGCCUGGCCUGAACCAGCACGGCAUCAUCUCCAAAUACACCGCAAUGGCCAAGAGGGAGAUCAACAAACUGCUGAAACAGAAGGAGAAGAAGAAUGAGUGAAUGAUAGACUAGGUGGAAGACGGAGGGGGGAUAUUGGAAGGAUUGAACCACUGCGCAGAAUAAGGCAGUUUUAUUGAAAAGAAGUCGGGAAGAAGGAAAAAAAAAGCCAGCCUCUUGCUUCUGUAGUCAUGCCACAGAGCUUAGACCAAGGCCACACUGAAAUUUAAACUCACCCAGUGGGAUAUUUUUUUCCUCCCUUUUUGUUUAUCUGAAUUCCCAUACGUUUACCACAUGGAACUUCUUUUUUAAUUCUAGCACUGUAUUUCUCACCAACUCAAGGUUGAUGUGUUCCUAGACCAUACCCAUGGGUUUAGUCACCAAUACACACACGCACAUCUAGCAUUCACAUGCACAAACCUGGUCUUCCCUUCUCUUAUUUGGUUAGUAUGUGUUGUAAGACAUCAGUAAUGCUUUUAAACUACUUUAUUUUAUUUAUAGAAUAAGAAAGCGACUACUGAGCAGGGCUUUUUUUUGUAGCGAUACUGCAUCACUUUUAGCCUCACAUAGAUUGCUCGUGUUACUGAUGUGGACAUUUAUUUGCAUUAGACAGGGCCUUUAGAGGUUUUUAUUUUUAGGGCUUAUCCUGCGCUAGUUGGAUUUGAAUACAGCACUGGAAAAAUCAAACUGGAGUCAAAGCAGAGCUCCUCUGGCAUCUCUCUGCCAGGAGGGGAGCCGUUUGUAUAGAUGCAAGCCUACUGCUGUACUGCUGCUAUCUGGACUCCGGUCCUUCAGCUCUUACUUUGUCCACCCCCGCUCACUCUCCUACACUCUCUGCUCUGGGGUGACCAUGUAAAUAGGCCUGUCUCUCUGUUCUUGUCAAGUUUUCUCUGUUGUGUUUUUCCUCUUUGUUUUUUUUUUUUUCUCUUAUUUUCUCGUCAUACCGCUGUCCUUCAUUUCACUUCUACCGGAAAUGUUUUAUUGGAGCUCUCUACAGAGAACAAAUAAAGUCUGAUCUAAAUCAAUUUCA
Lampris incognitus (smalleye Pacific opah) is the source of this 1708-nucleotide messenger RNA. It is a transcript of the gene arl6ip1, whose product is annotated as ADP-ribosylation factor-like 6 interacting protein 1. The record is from RefSeq and is a predicted model, not a curated record. The transcript has 6 exons. NCBI's taxonomy places the organism in Eukaryota, Metazoa, Chordata, Actinopteri, Lampriformes, Lampridae. The coding region runs from base 130 to 741 and encodes 203 amino acids.